CUGUAGUUCAGUACGAGUCUGAAGGCAAGUAGUAUUAGUCGCAGCAGCAGCAGUGAUGGUGGUGGCAGUUGUGUGUACGCUUUUGAAGGCAAGAGUCCCGGCCUCUCCCAAGGGAAUCCAGUGCAGACCUCGGGCAUCUUCAACAACAUGUACCUGCUGCUGCACGACACGGAGGACGCAGCACUACAACGGCGACAGCGGCUUCAAGAUCCUCAUCCACGACCCUCGAGACGACCCCGUGAUCGACAUUCGGACCCACGGCACGACCAUCAACCAGGGGCUGGGCAAGGACGUGCGUGUCGCCGUCAGGGAGUUCAAGACCAUCCCGACGAAGCGAUGGCCGUGCGUCCACCAACACCAGCUACUCUUUCCUCGCAGUGCAUCUCCCGCUGCUUUCUCUCCGCCCUCUACGCCCACACCCAGGUGCCUCAUGCCCUACAUGCACGGUGAGGAGAGCCAUAAUGAGCAAUCACCUUCCCAAACCUAACCGAACCGAACCGAACUUAACAAUAAUAAGAAUUCACAUCCAUUCCUAACCUAAGAGAACCGCAAUGACAACUCUAUCCUAUCUGUAAUAAUUUAACGUAACCUAACCUAUCGUAAAGUACUCUAACAUAACAUUAUCUAAUCUAAUGUACGUAACAACCCUAACAUUACCUAAAGUAGCCUAACCUAAUCUAGUCUAAAUUAACCUAUCCUAACUUAGUCUAACCUACUUUAAUCUACCCUAGCUCAACCUAACCUGUCCUAACUUAACUUAACCUAACUCGCACCACUCUUCGUGACACCCGCGUAGGGAUCAGCGGGGGCGGCCGUGCAACACCUCGGCGGAGUACACGUAUGCCACGGAGAUGGAGAAGGAGCUGCUGUUCUUCGGCGGGUGGCGGCACAGCCAGUGUGGGUGCUUGAAGCAAUGCAACGAGGAUAUCUACUCUGUGUUCACCGAGGCGGCCAGCACAGCACGGGACUCGGCCAAACUGCGGGUGUUCUUCCAGGACCUAACCUAUGACGAGGUGUCGGAGGAAAUCCGCAUACGACACCAUCGCUCUGCUGUGUGACAUCGGCGGCACCCUAGGACUUCUGCUGGGGGGCGUCCGUGCUCACCUACAUGGAGUUCCUGGAGGUGUUGUUGGUCAAGUGCCUGCGCCGCUAGAGAGAGAGAGAGAGAGAGAGAGAGAGAGAGAGAGAG
Molecule: messenger RNA, 1189 nt
Organism: Scylla paramamosain (green mud crab)
Lineage: Eukaryota; Metazoa; Arthropoda; Malacostraca; Decapoda; Portunidae
Exons: 3
Coding region: 56-487 (143 amino acids)
Source: RefSeq, a predicted model, not a curated record